AUGAUUGCGAAAGAUCCGAAUCCAGCUGACGGAAAACAAUGGCAGAAAACCCAUGCUGCCAAAAAAGCUGAACAAACAAGCAGAAUUCCGAAGGACUGGGUUUUACCAGAAGAAAAGUUUCCAGCCGAGACAACAGUCGAUGUUCGUCCUGUAGCCGCGUCCUCUGGCAUUCUGUCCGACAGGGAAUUGAAAAUCACGGGCGAGCAAUAUGACGCGACCUCCCUUGCUGUCGCAAUUGCACAGGGUCAAUUCUCUGCAACUGAAGUGGUGACUGCAUUCGCGAAGCGCUCUGCUAUUGGCCAUCAGAUCUGCAACAAUCUCACUGAGAUCAGUUUUUCCGAUGCUCUUGAAGAUGCCAGAAAGCUGGACGCAGUUUUUAAGGCAACUGGAAAGACGAUAGGACCGCUGCAUGGUUUGCCAAUGACAUUUAAGGAAUGUUUUCACUUGAAAGGGUAUGACGCAAGUAAUGGAUACAUAUCAAGAACGUUUGACGCAUCGACAUUCGACACUCCUCUUAUCGCGCUUGUGAAAUCUCAAGGGGCUGUUGUUCUAGCGAAGACGAAUACCCCGCAGACAAUGUUGGUUGCCGAAAGUCACAACAACGUCUUUGGUCAAACCAGAAAUCCAGUCGUCAGCCAUCUGACUUGUGGAGGUAGUAGCGGUGGUGAGGGUUCAAAUAUGGCCUUCCGGGGAGCUGCUAUAGGCAUUGGGACAGAUGUGGGAGGGUCGAUCCGUAUUCCCGCGGCAGCAAACGGUGUGUACGGAUACAAGCCUUCCUUCGGAAUUCUUCCUAUGAUAGGGUAUGCGGCUUCUGGUUGGGUAGGAGCAAACACGGGGAUUCCAGCGGUCUGUGGCCCUCUAGCAAAUUCAGUGAGAGACCUUCGACUUCUUACUCGAGUAGUCCGAGAUUCGAAACCAUGGUUAUUUGACCCAGCUGUUAUUCCCAAUGUCAUGGAAAGAGGAACAAAAUCGAGAAGACCGAUUAUUGGGGUAGUUCGCAAAAGUGGGUUGACACCGCAUCCUCCCGUGUGUAGAGCUAUCAGUGAAGCUGUGCGAAAGCUCACCACAGCCGGUUUUGUGGUCAAGGAUUUUACACCGCCUGAUUUCAAUGAAAUUAGAAAAGUGACGAAGGAGCUCUUCACGUUGGAUGGUCUUUCAUACCCAAAGGGCCAACUUGAGAAGGCAGCUGAGCCUGUAGUCCCGUCAGUGGAGGCGAUCGGAUUCUGGAGUAUCCCAAGAAAGACCCACGAAGAAGCUUGGGCGUUGAAUGCCAGAAAAUUGGCGAUUCAGAAGCAGAUGCUUGACAGCUGGCAAAUGGCUGGCAUUGAUAUUGUGCUUGCUCCAGCUGGUCCUCACACCGCGGUCCGACCAGGCGAUUGGACUAAUGAUAUGUACACCGUUGCAUGGAAUGCAGUGGAUUAUCCGGCUGUAGUGGUUCCAUUCACUAUGGCUGACCCAAAGUUGGACCCCGUGGACGAGAAAUUUGUUCCGAUGCAUGAUCUUGAUAAGAUGGUUCAGGAGCUCUAUGAUCCCGAGUUGAUGGCAGGUGCUCCGGUGGCCCUUCAGCUUGUAGGCCCGCGACUGGGCGACGAGCAAUUGUUACAAGACGUCGAAGAUAUUGACGCCGUUUUGAACAAUUAG
This is a messenger RNA of Exophiala aquamarina CBS 119918, 1641 nucleotides long. RefSeq lists its product as uncharacterized. The transcript has 5 exons. Lineage: Eukaryota; Fungi; Ascomycota; Eurotiomycetes; Chaetothyriales; Herpotrichiellaceae. The coding region runs from base 1 to 1641 and encodes 546 amino acids. The record is from RefSeq and is a predicted model, not a curated record.